CACAAACUUCACUACAAUAUCGUUUCCGCAAUGAGCUGUUAGAGGUUCGAUGGUAUGAUAUGAAGCAGUGUUUGCUAAAUCCCAUCCGAAGGAAGGAUUACAUUCGCGAUGUUUACCUAGACCUCCUGCACAAGUCCAACACGACGCUGGCUUUUAUCUCUUUGUAGCGCGAAUACCAUUAUGGACUCGGAGUACCUGAAGAAGCGCCUGCUCAACUGCUUGGCAAACGGACUCGCUGAGAUUGUCGAGCGUCGACCGGCGGAUCCCAUUCUGUUCCUGGCCCACUACCUGUACAAGUCCAACUCGAACGCCGAAUAUGUGGCAGAGAAAAAGGCCAGAUUGGCUCAGCUGGAGCAGGAGCAACAGCAGGCCAAAGUGAUGCAGACGGAAGAAGAACAAACCGCCCAAGCUGGGAGGCAAAGUGUAUCCGGGGGGAGUCACAGUGCAGCCAUUGCUGAGAAGACCAACAUGACACUGGAGGGAAAACCUGAAGAGGAUGACCAACAGCAGGACCAUGGGUCUAAGAAUGAACCUGAGGUGAAACAUGCACUACAUGAAACCGGUCCUGGCUCCACAGAAGUUUCAGAGGCGACCACAGCUUCACUGGGAGCUACCAAUCACGAUGUGGAUAUGGUUGCUAAUGAUACAAGCAAGGUAGAACAGAGUGGUCAAGAUGGGAAGCAGAGCAGUGGAGAGACAAGUGAGCAGGGGAGAGAAGAGUCUGGGGAGCCGAGGGAAACCAUCUACACUGAGCAGGAGAAGCAUGGGGAUCAUUUCGGAGGAGAUGACAGUGACAACAAGUCAGAGGAGGUAGUGAGCAAAGGAGGUGAGGAGAUUAAAGGUGAUACAUGUGUGCAGUCGGUUGGUACAGAGGGAACGACAGGGGAGUCAGGUGAUAGAGGUGAAGCAGUUGCUAGGUUAGGAUCAGACCAUGUAGCUGUGAAAGAAAAACAUGGUCUGCAGAACAGCAGCGAAGACCCGGGUGAGCAAGACACGGAGAAGGCUGGAAGGGAUGGUGCAAAAGCCCACAGUCAUGAUGAAGGUGAAGUGGGAAGUUUUGUUCAGACGCUGGCUGAUAAACAUGAAGAGAGCAGAGAACAGGCAAAUGCUCAAGGUAAGGCAGGGGUGGGGGAUCACAGUGAAGCCACAGGAUAUGCAAGUGACGCGGCAGGAGAGCCAGGUGAUCAGGGAGUGACAACAAUUCCUGAUGGGGCAGAGUCAGGGAGUCACGGUGUCAACCAGACUAGGGGAGAGCCGGGUGAUAUCGAUGAAGCUGAGAAGAGUAGUGCAGUGCUAGAUGAUAAAGGUGAAGCAGAGUUAGACCCAGAGAUGACAGAGACUAAAGCAGACGGCCAAGCUUCCAUGGAUGAUAACAGAGACUCAGGUGAUCAGGGGGAGACGAAGAUUCCUGAGGAGGAAAGAGGUGGCGAUGCAUAUGAAAAUGAGUCAGGAGGUCAAGGUGUCAAGGAGUCUGUGUGGCAGUCAGGUGAUAUAGAUGAAGCAGAAGGUUCAGCAAAAGAGAAGACUGAAGAAGAGUCAGGUGAUAAAGCUGGAGCAGUUGGUCAAGCACCUGGGGACAGUCAGAGAGAGGCAGGUGAUCAAAGUGAGAAGGAGAAUACUGAUGAAGCUACUGGAGAACAUGUAGUGACUGCAGGUAUGGUUGACAGUGGAAGGGAAGAAAGUCACAGAGGAGAAGACGAGGCAGGUGCUCACGAUGUGGCACCAAACCGAGCAGGGUCGGGGGAUGAGAGUGAGCAGGCAUCUGAGCAAGGUGUAGAGGUGGUAAAUAUUGUGCAAGAAAGAGGUGAUGGAAGUGUGGAAGACAGUUUUAGGGAGACGAAUGAACAAGGUAAAGAAAAGGCUACUGAUCGAGGCAAGGAAGACAUUAAGUCAGAACUGACUGAUCAAGAUGUAGAUAAAGCUGGAGAAGAGUCGGUGGACCAAAGGGUGGAAAAAUCUCAAGGAGAGACACAGGAUCACGGUGAGGGAGAAUCUGGAGGCGAGUCACUGGGUCAAGGUGAGAAAGCAUUAAGAAGGGAGCCACAGGGUCAAGGUGUGGGAGAUAUGAGACAAGAGUCACAGGACCAAAGUGUGGAAGACUUGAGAAAAGAGGCAGAGGAUCCAGUUGUGGAAGACUCAAGGGAAGAGUCACAGGAUCCAGGUGUGGAAGACUUGAGAAAAGAGGCAGAGGAUCCAGUUGUGGAAGACGCAAGGGAAGAGUCACAGGAUCCAGGUGUGGAAGAUUUGAGAAAAGAGGCAGAGGAUCCAGGUGUGGAAGACUCGAGAAAAGAGGCAGAGGAUCAAGGUAUGAAAGACUCAAGAGAAAAGUCAGAGGACCCAGUUGUGGAAGACUCAAGGGAAGAGUCACGGGAUCCAGGUGUGGAAGACUUUAGAAAAGAGGCAGAGGAUCCAGGUGUGGAAGACGCGAGAAAAGAGGCAGAGGAUCAAGGUAUGAAAGACUCAAGGGAAGAGUCACAGGAUCCAGGUGUGGAAGACUUUAGAAAAGAGGCAGAAGAUCCAGGUGUGGAAGACUUGAGAAAAGAGGCAGAGGAUCAAGAUAUGAAAGACUCAAGAGAAGAGUCGGAGGAUCCAGUUGUGAAAGACUCAAGGGAAGAGUCACAGGAUCCAGGUGUGGAAGACUUGAGAAAAGAGGCAGAGGAUCCAGUUGUGGAAGACUCAAGGGAAGAGUCACAGGAUCCAGGUGUGGAAGAUUUGAGAAAAGAGGAAGAGAAUCCAGGUGUGGAAGACUUGAGAAAAGAGGCGGAGGAUCAAGAUAUGAAAGACUCAAGAGAAGAGUCGGAGGAUCCAGUUGUGAAAGACUCAAGGGAAGAGUCACAGGAUCCAGGUGUGGAAGACUUGAGAAAAGAGGCAGAGGAUCCAGUUGUGGAAGACUCAAGGGAAGAGUCACAGGAUCCAGGUGUGGAAGAUUUGAGAAAAGAGGAAGAGAAUCCAGGUGUGGAAGACUUGAGAAAAGAGGCGGAGGAUCAAGAUAUGAAAGACUCAAGAGAAGAGUCGGAGGAUCCAGUUGUGAAAGACUCAAGGGAAGAGUCAGAGGAUCCAGGUGUGGAAGACUUGGGAAAAGAGUCACAGGAUCCAGGUGUGGAAGACUUGAAAAAAGAGGCAGAGGAUCGAGGUGUGGAAGACUUGAGAAAAGAGGCAGAGGAUCCAGGUGCGGAAGACUCGAGAGAAGAGUCACAGGACCAAGUUGUGGAAGAAUCUCGAGAGUCAGGUGAUUCAUUAAUUGAAAGGGUAACCGAGGAGGGAAGAAAUCAAAAAACAAUAGACGAAAAUGAGGAAGUGUUGGCUGACAAAGACAACAAGAGAAGCAACAGACCAACCUUGGGUGAUCAAGGUGAGACUGGAAACACAGAAAAUAAGGAAUAUUGUCUGGCUGAAGGGGUGAAUUCAGUGAAAGAAGCCGACUGGGUUAUCAACAGUGAUAGGGAGUCUCAUGAUAAAGCUCUGGAUGAGACCACACAAAAGGAUGAAGCUGAUAACUAUGUGGCGGGAAAAAGUGAGACUGAGGUGGGAGAUGAAAGUGUGAUCAAAACAAGAGGUCAAGAAAGAGAACAAGAUAGAAAGGGAAAUGAGGAGAAGGAGGCAGUUGUUGACAUUGUUGAGGAGGACAAGAGGGGUGAGGAAGCGAACACUGGAGAUCCCACAAGUGAGCCAUGUGAGAAGGAAGACAUUGAGCAGGAUAAUAAUGGUGAUGCAGGGGAAGCUUUCGGUGUGGAACAAGAGAAGGCCACCGAACAGGUCAACCAAACUUCAGAGAAGGUGAUCAGCGAGGAUAAAACUGAAUCUGGAGAGGAUGAAGAAAUGACAGCCUUGAGAACCGAGGAGGCAGCUGAAUCCUCUGAUUUCAGAUUGUGAUCAAAGACGGUGGAAUCUGAGAGGGUGCAGUCGAGCAUCCGGCCAUGGAUGAAACAACCUCAGAAGCAAACACUUUAGUUGACUGAAGAGGUUACAAGCGGCUGAAAUUGGUUAGAUGGUUGGACCUCGUGAUGAAAGCCAGUUUUCACUGUUCAACAGGAAAACAAACUCUUUCCAACUAUCUGAAUUGUAUGUGGCAGUAACUUACACAAAUGCAAUUAA
This is a messenger RNA of Synchiropus splendidus (mandarinfish), 4095 nucleotides long. RefSeq names its product trichohyalin-like. NCBI's taxonomy places the organism in Eukaryota, Metazoa, Chordata, Actinopteri, Syngnathiformes, Callionymidae. The record is from RefSeq and is a predicted model, not a curated record. Bases 181 to 3873 code for a protein of 1230 amino acids. The transcript is spliced from 6 exons.